Molecule: messenger RNA, 528 nt
Organism: Colletotrichum acutatum
Lineage: Eukaryota; Fungi; Ascomycota; Sordariomycetes; Glomerellales; Glomerellaceae
Exons: 1
Coding region: 1-528 (175 amino acids)
Source: RefSeq, a predicted model, not a curated record
AUGGCUUCCAACGCGUCUUUCUCUGACCUCGACGCCCCUCGCGGAGAGAUGGGAUCCGAGAACAACAAUAUCAACAACGACGACAACAACCAGCCGGGCCGGUCCACUGGAACUUCUUCUGCCGGCGCUUCUCUUGGCAACACCGCUGCCACUGCCCACCAGGGUAUAUCCCAAGGUGAUCAUGCGGGUGUUAUGGAUGAGCAGAAGGUGAAGGAGAUGCAGAGACUCCAUGCUGCGAUCGAGGAGGAGCGCAAGGCUCAUAUCAAGGAGAAGCAGCGCCUGGAGGCUGAAUUCCAGGCGGAAAAGCAGGAGAAGGAGCGCCUGGAGGAGGCGGUUCAGGAGCAGAAGAACAGGGAGCAGAAGGCGCGCAUUCAGCGUGCCAUUCAGGCGACUCCAGAGGAGCUUGCGGCAUACCAUCAGGCGAUUGAGGCUACGGAGGAUAUGAGACGUUCUGAGCGCCGCCGCGCUAAUACACUUGGCCGCAUGAACGGCUAUCUUGAGGCCUGGGGAAAGAAGCCCCGUCGUUAA